Molecule: messenger RNA, 411 nt
Organism: Colletotrichum navitas
Lineage: Eukaryota; Fungi; Ascomycota; Sordariomycetes; Glomerellales; Glomerellaceae
Exons: 12
Coding region: 1-411 (136 amino acids)
Source: RefSeq, a predicted model, not a curated record
AUGCCUAACUCUUUAAAACUAAGGCUAAAAGAUUUCAAGCUAGCCAAGGCUAAUAAUAGUCCUAAGUUAUACUAUAGUAAAACUUCUAUAGACUCUAAGAGCUACCUAGGCGUUAUAGGCUUUGAGGCUCUAGAUAGUGCACAUACUGGUGUAUAUCUUAGUAAAGUAUUUAAGUCUAAUAUUAUAGAAGGUUAUAAUAUUCCUUUUAGUAGAGUUAUAAGAGAAAUUAAAGAAUUAAAUACUACAGAAAAAGAAAAAGUCUUAAAGGCAAAUAGUAAAAGGGAGUUAAAUUACUAUAAAGAACAGCAAAAGCCUAUAGUAGGAGACUUAAGCUUAUUUACCUUCUUGGCUAGAGAUUUAUCUAAGCCUAGAGAAGGGCCUAUAGGAAACAAAGUAAAUUCUUUAGAGUAG